Molecule: messenger RNA, 648 nt
Organism: Monosiga brevicollis MX1
Lineage: Eukaryota; Choanoflagellata; Craspedida; Salpingoecidae
Exons: 2
Coding region: 1-648 (215 amino acids)
Cellular component (GO): plasma membrane
Source: RefSeq, a predicted model, not a curated record
AUGCCUCGCUAUCCCAGCCCGCGCACAAUGGCAGGACUCCUGCGCUCGGCCGAUUGGAUCGGGACGGUGUCCUUUGCCUACAGCGGCUCCCUGCUGGCGGCGGCGGCAGGCAUGGACGCUUUUGGGAGCUGCGUAGUGGGUUGCAUCACCGCCGUGGGGGGUGGCACUGUGCGCGAUCUGCUCAUUGGCAAUGCACCCGUCUUCUGGAUGCAAGAGGUUGAGUAUCUGGCCAUGAGCAUUGUAGCGGCCCUCGCCGCCUUUAUCAGUCUCCCCGCUGGCGGGCUUGCUGAGGAUGGCUUGGUGCUGCGCUGGACCGAUCACCUGGGCGUCGCUGCGUUUGCCGUCAUUGGCGCUCAGAAUGGCCUUCGUCGAAACUUGGCCCCCCUCAUUUGUGUCGUCUGCGCCAUCUUCACGGCCACGUUUGGUGGGCUGACCCGUGACGUCCUUGUCAAUCGUCCGGUGUAUGCCACCUGCGCCGCCGCCACGGGAGCCGUCUAUCUGGGCAUGCGUGCCCUUGGGGCCAAGCCAGCCAUGCGCAUUGCCGCAGCCGUGCUAUUUGGCACGCUACUACGUGAAUUGGCUACGGUCAAUCAGUGGCGCCUUCCCACCGCCAUCGAUGACGCACAGCGAACCCACGUUGACCUUUAG